CUCUCUCACACACACACACACACACACACGAGCCCAUCCCAUGCCCUCAUUUACUCCUGCGGGCUCAGUGUAAAUCUGUUAAGAGAGCGGACUGCGAUUUAAUGCGACACAAAGGACAAAUCGAGGUGAGGAGGAGGUGCUCACAAAACCACUUACACCUCGUGAAUUUCUUGAGCAUCUCUUGCUUAAUAUGAUUAGAGAGGGCUGCUUUCACUCUUAUGCUUUGUAUGUGCUGCUAACAGCUUUCAUUUGUUCAUCUCAUGAUUUUGCAUAAUACAAGUCCUUUAUAUAUCCAGAAUCACUUAAUGGUAAUAGCACAGUAGGAUUCGUAAGUUAAAUCCAGGCAGAGAAAGUGACGCCGGUGCGGGACAGCGCGUGCUUCAUCACGCGAGAGCACAGCAGCAGCCCCACUGCAGCGGGACAGGUGCAUCCACACGCAAUCCAUCACACACACCGAAACUGAACCCGAGUGUGGAUGUACAUACAGUGACAGACAUGUGUGUUUGAGCGGGAGACACUAAUAUCAGCUGUUUUCUCUUCAUGAGGUGUGCAGUCAUGGUUCUCAAAGGUCUGAUCUUGUUGUUGCUGUUGGUACAGUUCUCUGCAGAGAGCACUGCAGAAGGAGGCAAACACAAGAAGGGGAAAAAGGGCAAGCAAGUCAUCUGCCCCUCUCAGUUAUCAGCAGAGGACUUGGACAGAGUCCCAGCCAACUCAACCAGCAACAUACUGAACCGCUUGUUGAUGACCUAUGAUUCACGAAUACGACCAAACUUCCAAGGUAUCCCAGUGGAGGAUAAGGUGAACAUCUUCAUCAACAGCUUUGGGUCAAUCCAGGAGACCACAAUGGAUUACCGUGUUAAUAUAUUCCUGCGCCAGCGCUGGAAUGAUCCACGGCUACGAUUGCCAGCUGAUUUUAAGUCGGAUGCACUGACCGUUGAUCCAAAAAUGUUCCAGUGCCUGUGGAAACCAGAUCUGUUUUUCGCCAAUGAAAAAAAUGCUAAUUUUCAUGACGUUACACAGGAAAACAUACUGCUGUUCAUUUUUCGCAAUGGAGAUGUCCUCAUCAGCAUGAGGUUGUCUGUCACUCUUUCUUGUCCUCUGGAUCUAACACUGUUUCCUAUGGACACCCAGCUCUGCAAGAUGCAGUUAGAGAGCUAUGGCUAUACCACAAAGGAUCUUGUUUUUAUGUGGCAGUCUGGAGACCCUGUUCAGAUGGAUGAGAUUGCUUUACCACAGUUUGAUGUAAAGCAAGAGGACAUUAAGUAUAGAAACUGCACAAAGUUCUACCAGGGAACAGGUCAUUAUACUUGUGUGGAAGUCAUCUUCACUCUCAGAAGGCAGGUGGGCUUUUAUAUGAUGGGUGUUUAUGCUCCCACCCUGCUUCUUGUCGUCCUAUCAUGGCUGUCCUUCUGGAUCAACCCUGACGCCAGUGCAGCUCGAGUCCCCUUAGGCAUUCUGUCUGUUCUGUCACUGUCAUCCGAGUCUAUGUCUCUAGCAUCUGACCUUCCUAAGGUCUCCUAUGUGAAAGCCAUUGAUAUCUGGAUGAUUGCCUGUUUGCUGUAUGGUUUUGCCUCUCUUGUGGAGUACGCUGUGGUUCAGGUGAUGCUGAACAGUCCCAAGCGCAUUGAGGAAGAGAAGAUAAAGAUGGCUCAGAAAGAGAAAGAAAGAGAAAAGGAGAACAACAAGACACCAGCAAAAACUAACAGCGCCAAUGGCACUGGUGGGACACCUAUACAUGUCAGCACACUACAGGUUGUGGAAAACCGCUGUAAGAAGGUGUGUACUUCAAAAUCUGAUUUGCGCUCAAAUGAUUUCAGUAUUGUCGGUUCUCUCCCACGGGAUUUUGAACUCUCCAACUUCGACUGUUACGGCAAGCCCAUUGAGGUCACAGAUGCUGCCGGUAAAUCACAGAACAAGAACAAGAAGAAGCCGUCACCUCCGAAACCCGUCAUCCCGUCUGCUGCUAAACAGAUUGAUCUCUAUGCUCGAGUUCUGUUCCCUUUCACCUUCCUUUUCUUCAAUGUUAUUUACUGGUCUGUCUACCUGUGACCAUGACAGAGUGUAACCGUGCGUUCACGAGCAGCAGCGUGUCAGGGCGUUGAGGAGAGUUGUGCUGCAUCCAGAUGUGCCUACUUAUACUAUGCCCAUAAAACUAUGUACUUUUUUUGGUGAAGAAAAAGUACACACGUUUGAGUGUGUCAUAGAAAAGUAGGCAAGCUUUAGGACAUACUAUCAUGUCACACAACUGCGUCUUUAAAGGAGCGCUCUGUCGCAUAAUUACACGAAUCCUGUCACUGUAAACUGGCCUGUCAAUCAUCUUCUCACAGUUAACAUCCUCCCACAUUUAAUUUAACUUCAUACCAUAUCGGAGAGAAAAUAAGUUGCACGUUGAUAUGCAAGGUCAUGCAGAGAACUCUGCUCAUAUUUCCUUCAUAAUAAUGCAUUUAAAAUUAGAGACCAAACGGAUGUUUAUAACAGUUUACAUUGCUGUUGCAGACGAAAUAUAACACAGAUAACAUUAAAUAAAUAUUUUUUACCAGGUUAAAUAUUGAUUAUUAAUAACUCAAACCCCUUUAUCCAGGGGCGGACUUUACCAAUAAGCAAAGUAAGCAGCGGCUUAGGGCCCCGGGAAUCAGGGGGCCCAUCUCUUAGGCCUAUUGGCAAAAAAUAUUUGCAGUGUUGAGCAAUGUAGCCAAUCACAGACAUAUAAUUAAAUUUCUUGAACGCAAUGACUCAACAUGUUUAAGUUAGAAUCCACUCACAGCUCAAAAUGCCAAGUUUUUGUCAAGUCCUGAGUUCUGCAAGCUCGGGCUCCUCUGAUUAUAACAAAGUGUAGAUACUAUGUAAAUAAGAGAUUUAUUGUGCCAUGUAGUGAGCUUAUUAACGGAACGUCGUGAGAUGGCAAUGAACUGAAGUGAGUGACAGCUUUUAUUGAUUAUAUGAGGGAGCACCCUUUCGCGCAUUCUAGGCUGUAUAAUACUGUCUGUCUCAGAACAGGGAUAUUCACCUCAGUAAAGAACUUGUGUUUCAAGUCUUAAUUUUAUUUGUCUCGAUGU
This is a messenger RNA of Carassius carassius (crucian carp), 3056 nucleotides long. RefSeq names its product glycine receptor subunit beta-like. Gene Ontology annotation, molecular function: neurotransmitter receptor activity; extracellularly glycine-gated chloride channel activity; transmembrane signaling receptor activity. Lineage: Eukaryota; Metazoa; Chordata; Actinopteri; Cypriniformes; Cyprinidae. The record is from RefSeq and is a predicted model, not a curated record. Bases 541 to 2049 code for a protein of 502 amino acids. Gene Ontology annotation, cellular component: synapse; neuron projection; postsynaptic membrane. Gene Ontology annotation, biological process: chloride transmembrane transport; chemical synaptic transmission; nervous system process. The transcript has 11 exons.